AUAUUCAUUGUUGCCGCAGACAAUUGAAAUUGGAGGCGUGCUGUGCUUAAGUAUGCUGUGAUAUUGUCCAACGGUUUUUAUUUUGUACACAACAACUGCGCUCAGAGCAGAUUUCUGGUGCCUAUUUCGCAGUGUUUUGGUUACGGUACCUGUGCGCCUUCGUGCGCUCUUCGAAAGCAAAGUGCUUCUGCGAAAGUAGAAAUCUGAGAGCGAAUGGCAGGCGAUCAGCCAAAAAAAAGGCAGUUUUGGUUUUGAAUAACAUUUGUGGAUGUGUGGACGCAUAAAUUUGAGGAAAUAUUUUGUUUUUCGGAACAGGUAAAGAGAAACUAUGUAUGGAGGCAGAAACUAGUUUUCACUUGCAGCAUCUAAACAAGUCUCUGUCUUGAUAAUUCAGUUUAUUUUGAAUCUUCGAACUGCAUGUGUUGGCAGUGACCUCGCGGAGAAAUGAAUUCGAUUUAAAGUGAAAUAAAAAAAAAACAUAUAAGAUGAUGUGUGAAUCGGAAAGCAACAAACUCUCGUCUAUAACUGGCCUUGAUAAUAGUAAAAAAUUCUUGAACAAAACAUUGCAAGAUUACGAAGUAAUUUCAGUGAUCGGGAAUGGUGCAUUUGGUACUUGCUUUAAGGUGCGCGAUAAGGCAACCAGUGAACUAUAUGCUUGGAAAGGCAUUGACUAUGAAGAGUUGAGUGAGAGCAAGAAGGAGUCGCUUGUAUCUGAAAUUAGUGUACUAAGUCAAUUGCAGCAUCCUAAUAUUGUACAGUACUACCACCAUUUGGUGAACUAUGAGGCCAAAUCAAUAUUUAUUGUUAUGGAGUGCUGUGAAGGUGGUGAUCUAGCGCAACUUAUUACAAAAGCGCGCACUGAGUGUAAACGUUUCGAAGAGAAGUAUAUUUGGCGCGUACUGUUCCAAAUUUGCAAAGCACUACAGGUUUGCCAUAAUAAAAUUAAACAGGGUACAAUUUUACAUCGGGAUAUUAAGCCAGCAAAUAUUUUUUUGGAUGCUGAAGGCAACGCAAAACUAGGCGAUUUCGGUUUGGCACGUAUGUUGCGUCGUAACGAAAACUUUGCAAAAACAUUUGUUGGGACACCCUACUACAUGAGUCCAGAGCUAAUUAAAGGUUCAAAAUAUGAUCGGAAAUCCGAUGUAUGGGCCGUGGGUUGUCUCAUAUAUGAAAUGUGUGCUUUGCGUACUGCAUUCAGAGGACAGGAAUUUUCGCAGCUCUCAACAAACAUAACAAAUGGUAAUUUUAAAGAUAUUCCUGCGAUAUACUCUACGGAUUUACGUGAAAUUAUCGCCUUCAUGCUUAAAGUUGAUAAUACAGAAAGACCUAGUAUUGAAAUAAUUAUCAGACAUCCGAUUGUAGUGCGCAAUAUAAGCGAUCUGGGUAAUGAGUUUCCAAAAUUAAUAGAAAUUGAGCAAGACUGUUAUGCCGUAGUGAAUGGCGAAGCCCGUUGUAAACUGCAAUUCAGUCCAUUGGCAGAUCUAUCGAGCACUUUAUUUUCAGAACAAAAUAGCUUUAAUGAGGGUUAUGGUCAACGACGACUCAGUUUGACAGGAGCGUUUACACCUGAUUUACGUGAAGAGUUAUUUUAUUCAGCUAGGCGUAGAAUAUUAACAAAAUCAAACAUAAUACAACAAUCAGAUCCGGAAUUGUACGAAAGCAUACGCCGAGACGAUUAUGCUACUAUCGAUGAUACUAUUAAAAUUACGGCAGCUACAACUGCUAUAACACAAAAACCAACUACUCUUACUGAAAACGUUUUCGAUAAGAUCUUGCAGGACCGCUUGCAUGCUAUACGUGCACAGGAAUCGUUGCUUAAACAAAAGGAAUUGAGUUUAGAUGAAAGAGAACAACGUUUAAAUGAAAGAGAGAAAAAAUUACAGCAAAUGGAACAAGAUCUACAGCAAAGACUCAACCACGCCGAGACUAAAACACCAAUAUUGCUUACAACUGCACCCACUAAAAAACAAAUCCCUGCAAUUAAUAAUUCAACUGAACGAUCCCGUAUGCCCCUACCAACGGAGUGCACAAGUAUAACAAAAAGUAUUUUUGUUGAUCCAACACCACCACCUGUACCACCACGCAAAAGCUCCAAACAUGAUGACACAUACUGCACAAUCGAACCCAAUGAUACAAUACUACAAGAACCGACAGUUGCUAAAAUAAAUCUGGCUAACUUACCAGUUGCUAAAAGCUUUUCAACAUUGCGUCGCGUUACGUUUCAGUCGCCAAAAAAAUUCAUUAAAUACGAUAUCGAAAAUGCGACGGGUAAGUCUGCUACAAAUACAAAACCGAAUCAAUUGAAAAAGACCCAACAACAACAAACACAAGGAACACAAAUGCAAUCAAGCGUUUCCAGUAAAGGCAGCGAGGAUUCUGGUGAAUCUAAUGGUACACAACGUCAACGUAAGUCAAUUCUAUCGAUUUUCGGUAUAAAUCGUGCAAACAAAGUGCAAGCUAAACCCGCAGCGCCAGCACAAAUACCAACGCCUAUAAAAUCUUCUCCACUUAAAGAAAAUGCAGAAGUGCUUUCACAAUGUAAAACCUCGGAUCUAACAAAUAUUUGGACAAAAGAAAAUACACGUGCGGCUUUUGAGUUGUGGGCAGCAAUGAAUCGCGAAAAUGGUCAAUCUAUUGCAUCUGCACCACGGCACAAGCUACGCCAAUCUGUAAGAGAACGUUCAACUUUACAGCGGAGUCGUUUACGUCGAUCAAUGAUUGUUUCUUCGGGCACCGUUGGCAUGCCAACUCGCGAACAAAUCCUUGUGUAAAUAAUUCAACACUAUUUACGCGUGUUCCUAGUUCCUACUAGACUGGAAUUAAAAUAUAUAUAAUAUAAUUGUUUUUUAAAAACAUUAUUCGAUCGCAAUACUAUAUAUUCGUAAUACAUUG
Molecule: messenger RNA, 2892 nt
Organism: Teleopsis dalmanni
Lineage: Eukaryota; Metazoa; Arthropoda; Insecta; Diptera; Diopsidae
Gene: Nek2
Product: serine/threonine-protein kinase Nek10
Exons: 1
Coding region: 486-2771 (761 amino acids)
Biological process (GO): protein phosphorylation
Molecular function (GO): protein kinase activity; ATP binding
Source: RefSeq, a predicted model, not a curated record